AUUAAUAUUCCUCUCCAAGACGGUGCUGGUCGUGCAAAAAAGUUUAAUGCCGUACUUAAAUAUAAUAAUGAAUGUGAAACUUACCAAAUGGCUGAAUAUGUCAAAAAGAACUCAAAUCAACGUUGGGGUGAUGAUAUUCAGAAUAACCUUCGCAUUCUUAAUGCUUAUAUUAAUUCAGAUGUUAGAGCACAAUAUCUUACACAUGGAAGAAAACAAAUUUUUCCAAAACCUGAACCUAGAAAUCGUUUGUUUUUGCCGGGUGGAAUCGAACUAAUGCUUGGUUUCUUUCAAAGUAUUCGUCCUGGAUGGGAAAAACUACAUAUUAAUAUUGAUAUAUGUGCUACAACAUUUUAUCCAUCUGGUCCAUUAAUCGAUUUGAUCCCUAAAAUCCUUGCAAAUGUAAAAUCCAAAGAUGAAUUACGACGUGGACUUAAUCAUAAUGAAAUCGAAUUACUUGAACAUUUUCUCAAAGGCCUUAAUUUCACUACAACAUAUCGUUCUACCAAUAAUACAAAACCAAAAAAGAAAGUUUCUUAUAUUACUAAAAAAUCUGCUCAAAAUCUUAUGUUCAAUUUUGAGGGACAAAAUCUUAGUGUUAGUCAAUAUUUUAGUAAUUCAGAAACGCCAUUAGAAUUUCCUAUGCUUCCAUGUGUUGCUGUCGCGGCAACUAAACGUGGGCAAAGUGAUGCUUAUUACCCUUUAGAGGUUUGUCAAAAAUUUAAAGUGAAAAGCCUUGAUAAGGAUCAAAGAAUAGAUAUGAUAAAAAAGACAGCUAUUUUCCCAUCUAAUCGAUUUGAAAGAAUCACUAGUGCUCGUAAAAAUAUAUACAAACACUCGGAAAAUGAUGCGAUGAAAUCAAUUAGUAUGGAAGUUGAAAAUGAUUAUCUAACAACUAUAUCGAGAGUUCUUAAGCCGCCACCACUUACUUGUACUCCUGAUAAUACAGAAAUUAUUAUUCCUGAAUCGGGUUCAUGGAGUGUUUCUAAAUUUAUCACACCGGCAAGAUUACAUAGUUGGUCUGUCGUUUGUUUCGAUCCAAAAUUAAAAAAAGAAUAUGUUGAGGCUGCAAUGAGAUGUUUAUUAGAAGUUUUAAUUGGAAAGGGAUUGAGAGCUAGCGCACCUCUAAAAAUUAUGCAGGGAAAUUCUCAAAAUUGCAAAGCU
Racocetra persica is the source of this 1161-nucleotide messenger RNA. Lineage: Eukaryota; Fungi; Glomeromycota; Glomeromycetes; Diversisporales; Gigasporaceae. The record is from the annotation of a GenBank genome assembly.